Molecule: messenger RNA, 1579 nt
Organism: Aaosphaeria arxii CBS 175.79
Lineage: Eukaryota; Fungi; Ascomycota; Dothideomycetes; Pleosporales
Product: DUF89-domain-containing protein
Exons: 4
Coding region: 52-1497 (481 amino acids)
Biological process (GO): DNA damage response
Cellular component (GO): cytoplasm; nucleus
Molecular function (GO): phosphatase activity
Source: RefSeq, a predicted model, not a curated record
GAGAGCAAUUGCAUUCGAGUUCGGCAUUGAGAAGCAUUGGGGAUUUCCAAAAUGGAAUUCGAGACAAAGACACCACAAUAUAAAACCAGCGAUCCGACAUCGUUCGCCUACAUCUCUGCACGCGAAAGAUGGCCGAUCAUCAUCACUCAAGGCAUUGACGAUGUCCAUCGAUCAGUCCACGCCUCGAAAGAUGAGGAACAAAUCAAAGAAGGAAAAUGGAUCGUAUCAGAGCUUGCGAAGCUUAAGUAUGAACUACAACAUAACCGGGAGAUCACUCCUAUCCCCGAUGAUGGAGAGUCUGAUGUCGAAGCCUAUAACACGGAGCUCCAGGCUCUAGGAAAACCGACCUGGCACUCUGUAGCAUGGCUUUACUCCGAAUGCUACUUGUACAGGCGCAUCGCGAGCAUUUUCAAACAAACCCAACACUGGAAGUCUUACGAUAUUUUCGCUCGCCAGAAAAUCUCAACCUUCAAAUCAUCUCGUCCUGCCGUCCUCGAGCUCGCCAGCCGUUAUAGAGAAAUCGUCACCGAGCUCGAAUCGAAGCAUACCAUCAAGGGGGCUAAGAGCCAGGAGGAGCUCGAAGAGGCGGAAAAGAUCUUGUUCGUUGAGAUGAGCGAGAUCUGCCUCUGGGGAAACGCUACAGAUCUGUCGCUGUUGACAAAUCUAUCAUACGAAGAUAUCCAGAAAUUGCAAGGUUCCGAGGCACGCAAGGCUUCAGAGAAGAACAUUUUGGUCAAUGACCUGGACAAGGCUUUCGGUGUCUUGACCGCAGCUGCGAAGGCUGGAAAGAAGGACAGGCGUGUAGACAUUGUUCUGGACAACGCUGGAUUUGAGCUUUUUGUUGAUUUGAUCCUGGCUGGAUAUUUGGUUGCUGCUGGACUCGCCACUACAGUUGUCUUCCAUCCAAAGUCGAUACCGUGGUUCGUGUCCGACGUUCUUCCCCAGGACUUCGCAGCUCUUUUAUCAGCACUCGCAAACCCCCAGGCUCUCUACUCCGAGCUCACCGAUGACGAGGCACAAGCUGGAAAGACCGCCACUCCCCUAUCUGAGACCGAAGCAGAGAACUUGAAGUUCUUAUUUGAUCACUGGAGCCGCGUCUAUGCGGAGGGUCAAUUUGUGCUUCGCCCUAACGACUUUUGGACUGCUGGAGGCAGCUUCUGGAGGCUCCCUGGUACCGCCCCCAGCCUACAUGAAGAUCUGAAGGAGAGCGAACUGGUGAUCUUCAAGGGAGACUUGAACUACCGAAAGCUCACUGGUGAUGCUGCAUGGCCAGCAACCACACCGUUCACUGAGGCCAUCGGACCCCUUGGACCGGGCUCAGGUGUCCGCGUCCUUGCUCUCCGCACCUGCAAAGCCGACGUCGUUGUCGGCCUCAAGGAAGGAGAGGAUGAAAGGAUCAGAGCCAUGGAAGGCGGCGGUGGAGAUAGUGGAGCCCGCAAAUGGGCCUGGAGCGGGAAAUGGGCCGUCGUUGAGUUCAGUGAUGGCAAGGCGUCCUAACUGCGCAACACUACCAUUGUUUUAAUCAUACCAUCUGGAUAUUUAAGAAUCGCAUAUAGAUUAGAAUGCAUCGUAUCAAGAC